This is a messenger RNA of Amphibalanus amphitrite, 2138 nucleotides long. Its product is annotated as H/ACA ribonucleoprotein complex non-core subunit NAF1-like. Gene Ontology annotation, molecular function: RNA binding. Lineage: Eukaryota; Metazoa; Arthropoda; Thecostraca; Balanomorpha; Balanidae. Gene Ontology annotation, cellular component: sno(s)RNA-containing ribonucleoprotein complex. The coding region runs from base 90 to 2036 and encodes 648 amino acids. Gene Ontology annotation, biological process: pseudouridine synthesis; ribosome biogenesis; box H/ACA snoRNP assembly. The transcript has 10 exons. The record is from RefSeq and is a predicted model, not a curated record.
GGAGGCUUGAUGCUUUUGAAGUGCGAGAGAAACAUCACGUGGUGAUGAUGUGCUAGUGUACUUUCAACACCAAGUAUUCUGCCAGCAAUAUGUCAAAUGACAUUACAACGACAGACGCCAUCAAUCCUGAUGAGCCUGCCAAUGGCAACACACCUCAGUCAGCAUCAUUUUCUGAAGAGCCUGCAGCCCAGGCACCUGUUGCUGAAGAAUCAGCACAUCCAGCAGAGCCGACGUCUCCUGGGUCUGGUUCGCUCCCAGCGGCAGCUCCUGCUGUAAUAUUAAACGGGGCUGGUGCUUCAGUUGAGAGAGACUCUGCAACUGCUGGUGAUGUGUCUCUGACAGAUGACUCCAUGAUCACCCAUUAUGUAACCAGUGUCACCACUCUACAGCCCACUGGUGCUGGUGACUGUGGAAAGAUUGGAGCUGGUGAACAUGCUGGAGAAUUUGUGACAGGCCAUGCUACUGGCUCAUCUGAAAGUCCAACUGGCAUUUCCAGCAAGACUGAGAGUGAGACAUUGGAAAACCCUCCUGUCAGCAUAGAAGCUGGCUCAGGAUAUUCACAAUCAAGUGGGAAUGUGCCUGUAGAACCUACAGAGGAGUCUGUAAAUUCUUCAGAAAUACCAUCAGUUCAUCAACCCAACACACCUUCAUCAUCACAGAUCAUUCCACCAGUAUCAGAAUCAUCAUCAUCAUCCCUCAUGGCAACAGAUGUUACCAUGGCAACUGUAAAUCCAGCACCUGCAGUUGACAACACAACUUCUAGUUCGGAUUCUGGCCAGAAGAUGGCAGCAUCAGGUGCUUUGGCCAUGCUGGCAGGCUACAAUUCUGAUGGAGCCGAUGAUUCAGAAGAGGAGGAUACAGCGAUGGCCGUGGAGCCGGAGUUGACGGUGGACCGCGAGGGACUCUAUCGUGACUCUCUGGCCGCGCCGUGGAGCGGUGACUCUGAGUCUGAUAGCGAGUCGGCGGACGAGUCGUCAGAUAGCUCCUCAAGCUCGUCAGACUCGGACUCGGAGCCCGCCGCCGAAAUAGACAAGGAGGAGGAGGAUGGCGAGACGGAUCAAACGCGGAGUGUGUUUGGUCCGAUGACCAAAGGAGAACUAUGUUUGCUGGACCUUCCUCCCAUUGAGCACCUUCACAUCGUUCUGCCGGAGGAUCAGUGCACUAAAGUGGGAGUGGUAACCAGUGUGGUCGACUGUCUCGUGGUGGUCCAGUCUGUACCCGGUUCUCCGGCUCUCGAUAUCGACUCUGUACUCUUCCUGGAAAGAGGACGCCGCCCUCUCGGCAGAGUGUACGACGUCAUGGGACCUGUAGCCGAGGCCGCCUACUGCGUCCGGUUCAACACACCCAAGGAGAUUGAGGAGUUCGGUGUCCAGCCAGGCGCCGAGGUAUUCUACGCUCCAGGUUCUGCCGAGUACAGCCACUAUGUGUUCGUGGAGGCCCUCAGAAAAAUGCGUGGCUCUGACGCCAGUUGGUGGGAUUCGAACGAGCCACCGGAGAACUGUCGUGAUUUCUCUGACGACGAGGAGGAGCGGAACUUCAAACGGCAGAACAGAAAACGAACGAUUCAGGGCACCUCCGACUCAGCAGAUCCCCCUAACGAAGACCCUCCCUCGUCCCGGCCCACCUCCCGCCCGGAGCGGGGGCGGGGGAGGGGACGCGGCGGAAGGGGAGGGGGCGGUCCACCAGGAGGAGGGGGAGGGGCUCGGCCGCCGUGGAUGCCGGCGCCCCCUAGAAAUCCGUUCUACGGGCAUCGGCCGCCCAGUGCUGGACCUGCGAUGCGGUGGCAUCACCCGCCUCCAGGACCCUACAACCGACCUCCCCCUCCCGCACCCCCACCGGGGACCUUCAGUCACCCCCCGCCCCCACCGGGCGGCUUUGGGCAGCCCCCUCCUCCCUUCCCCGCCCGGCCGGCGUUCGGCCUGACACCUGGUGGCGGGGCCCCGAACCAGCCUCCGCCGCCCGGCCUGCCACCUGGCGGCGGACCGCCGAACCAGCCGCCGCCGUGGAGUCGGCCGGCCUUAUGGGGACCGCGGUGACGUCAUAGGGGGUGAUGAGAUGACGUCAUUUGAAGGUGCUUUUAUAUCAUUUGUUGUGGAAUGAUUGUUACAGGGUGGAAUACACAAUGAUGAUCUUCGUAA